UCGGGAUUUCUCAACUAGUGGCAGACAUUACCCACGAUCUGGCCCGCAAUUUCCAGUUUUUGUGGACGAUUUGACAAUUUGAUGCAACCCUGGUUGCAUUGGCAACCCGUUUGCAGCGUUGCCAGAUCGUGCGGUCAGCGAAAUGUCGUGUGGGGCCGGUCGAGGCAGGGGUUGGUUAAAUUUGGGCCCGAAUGCGGAGCCCCCGAAGCCCAUGGGGCUGCCCCCGCCGGUUGCCCCAUCGCCGGUGGAGGUGAGCCCCGAGUACAAGGAACUGGUAGACAGAGUCAAGGAACUGAACGUGAACGAUGAUGGGAUUCUUUUGAAUCAGAAAGUUAAGCAUAUUCAGAGCUUUUGGCAGAACGAGUGUCACAGUCAGGAGGAAGUUCAGGCGAGUUUCGAGCAGUUGUACAACGCAGCGCUUCACGAUUCGGAAUUGGCAUCACAGUUGGUAACUCUAGUCUCAUUGAGGUCUUCAGACUCAAAAACGCAUGAUUGUAAUAUAAGAUACGAGUUUUUGAAGCGGUUGCAGAGGGAUUUUCAGAACAGUAAUCAGUUGCAAACAACUAAUCCCUCAGUGUUCAGGAAUUGUAUGCUCAUUAUAGGAGAAUUUUUCAGUAAAGCUAGAUUAUCGGAUGGGGAACCUUACAAGUUUUUGAUAACACCGUUUUUUUCGUGCCUAGAGUUAUUACUAGAGAGCAAGGCUCUACCUGAUCUCAUUUUAUUCACAAGACAAUUACACUUAAAUGGCUCAACUUUGAGAAGUCGAGUGCCUGAAGACCUUACAAAGCUAACACUUAAAAUAAGAACAUUAUUAGCAGAACCCCAACUUGUGAAAGAGGCAAGAUUAUGGCUCUUGUUGGCCUUAGACCUAUGUAAUGUCCGAUUCGGGGUUCUGCCAAAUGAAAUUUUUAAAUUUUAUGAAGAUCAACUCGGAAUUGUGCCCAUGAUCAACUUCCAGAGGCCGCACGACCCUCUCAGCAUUCAAACUGUGCACUCGAGCAAAGUCCUUGACAGUUACCAGAGCAACGUAAACGUGUUACAAAUUUCAACCUCCCCCACUGAGCCCCCAAAUGACGUCCAACAGUUUGGCAACCCUGAGUACAACGGUACUCAACACAAGAAAGACAAGCCUGGGCGACCUAUUCUAGGCGUGGGUGCUAGGUUUAUAAAUAAAAAUAAGGAUGAAAACGGUUCUUGGAAUAAUAAGAAAAGCUUGUCUGGAAGGGCACCUAAGAAAACCCCACCUGAUUUUAAAAAUAAAGGGUGGGAGCAUGAUGACAGAUUCGAGAAUGAUUAUAGUUAAAAAGUGAUUUGUUUUUAUUAGGUUUUGGCAAAUAAUUUUAGUCAAUUUUAGUUUUUGCACUUAGUGAUAUUCAUGACGUUCUAAAGAACGCUCAUAAAUACUCUAGUUAAGUGAUCUUCAAUUAGGUGAAUUUUUAAAAAGGUUUUUAUCUCGAUAGUUGUAAUUUUUAUAUCAUGUAGAUGUAUGUAAUCCUUUAUAUUUAUAUUAGUAUGGUGUGUAUUGUGGUUGACAUUUUAUGUAUAUUUUUGAGUUUUAUUUUGUGUACCAUUUUUACGUUAAAUGCUGAGGCUUAUAAUAUUUUAUUGACGAAUUUUACAUAAAAAUAAUUGAUUAAUUUUAUUGCAUACAGAAAUAUUUAUAAGCCUGAAGCAAGCACUGUUGUCUGAACAAAAAACCUAUAAUUUAUGGUGCAAAGAUAAUUUUUUAAAUAAGCCGAGUUGUGUAUCAUGUUAUGAAUUGGAAAAUAAAGAGAGAACAGUA
Messenger RNA from Tribolium castaneum (red flour beetle), 1783 nucleotides. RefSeq lists its product as uncharacterized. Gene Ontology annotation, molecular function: translation activator activity. NCBI's taxonomy places the organism in Eukaryota, Metazoa, Arthropoda, Insecta, Coleoptera, Tenebrionidae. Gene Ontology annotation, biological process: regulation of translational initiation. The record is from RefSeq and is a predicted model, not a curated record. The transcript has 6 exons. Gene Ontology annotation, cellular component: cytosol. Bases 143 to 1303 code for a protein of 386 amino acids.